Messenger RNA from Pseudophryne corroboree (corroboree frog), 2917 nucleotides. Its product is annotated as oocyte zinc finger protein XlCOF22-like. The record is from RefSeq and is a predicted model, not a curated record. Gene Ontology annotation, biological process: regulation of transcription by RNA polymerase II. Bases 339 to 2465 code for a protein of 708 amino acids. Gene Ontology annotation, molecular function: DNA-binding transcription factor activity; RNA polymerase II cis-regulatory region sequence-specific DNA binding. NCBI's taxonomy places the organism in Eukaryota, Metazoa, Chordata, Amphibia, Anura, Myobatrachidae. The transcript has 9 exons.
AUAGUAGAGGAACUAUCCCGCUGGCCUAGCUCCUCCCCCUUGCGUCGUAACUCCUCCCCCUUACGGAAAAGGUCCCUUAGCCCACUUGAUUCUAGCAUCUACCCAGGAAGUACACGUCUAAGAGCAACUUCCUGGUCCGGUGUGUAAAGAGGAAAAAAGGGGUGGGGGGAGAGAAGCUGUUGUUGCUCCCGGUGUCACCCCUAUUACACCAGGGCUCUUCGCUACUUCCAGAUCUACAGUUACCAUAUUUCAUCACAUUACCCAAUGCAUUAUAUUUGUCUGACACUUCAAGGUCGGCUCUCGCUUCAGCACGCAAGCCCAUUCUCAGUGUCACCAGGAUGAACAAGGACAGGAGUCACAUGACUGAGAGGAUACUAAACCUCACCCUGGAGAUCAUCUACCUGCUGACAGGAAAGAAAUACACAGUAGUGGAGGAGACGUUAAGCGGACGUGUGACCUCCAGCAGCAGCCCCCAAGUGUCCGGAGGAUGGAGUAGCACCCAGAGCCCCAUCACGGAGCCUCCACCUCACUCGCUGAUACAUGAGAGAGACCAUGAGCAGAAGAUCCUGGAACUCACCAACAAGAUCAUUCAGCUGCUGACUGAAGAGGUUCCUAUAAGGUGUCAGGAUGUCACUGUCUAUCUCUCCAUGGAGGAGUGGGAGUAUUUAGAGGGACACAAGGAUCUGUACGAGGACAUCAUGACAGAGAAGCAUCGACCUCAUAUUUCACUAGGUAGACCCAGUGACAGAAAUACACCAGAGAGAUGCCCCAGUCCUCUUCCUUCACGGGACUGUACGGCAGAAGAUGACAUUAUACCUCAAGAUUACCAGGGAGAAAUCUUGAGUGACCGCAAAACCAUAGAGGAAAGUUUUACAGAAAAUGAACAGCUGUAUAAGGAGGACGACAUUCCUGAAGAUGGAAACACAGAUGGUUCCAGUAACAGUAGUUCACCACAGAGAUGCCCCAGCCCUGAUAACUCACAGGAUUCUACAGAGGAAGACUUCAAACCGGACACGUACAUUAAGGAAGAAAAUCUGAAUAUUGUCGUGGUUGAUUUUGACCAAGCAGCUGUGGAAGAAGAGGACGUAUGCAUAAACAUUAAGGAGGAGGAAAUCCCUACAGAAAUCAGCGCAGCCCCUAACGAAGAUGGUGGUAGAGCGAGGUUUAACGCUGCCGCUAGCAAUACUCCCAGUGUGCCCCCAGAACACUUCAGUACAGAUACAUCAUCCGACCCUGAGGAUCAUCAGGAAAUGUACACGGAAGAGAGACAGUUUAUAUGUUCUCAAUGUGGGAAAUGUUUUACCAGCAAUGCGCAUCUUCUCGCACAUGAGAGAGUCCACGCGGAUGACAAGCUAUUUUCCUGCCCCGAAUGCGGGAAAUGUUUUACACGGAAACAAUACCUUUACAAGCAUAGGAAAGUCCACACCGAGGAGAAACCCCAUACGUGCCCUGAAUGUGGAAUAAGCUUCAGGCAGAAAUCGAACUUGGAUAUACACCAGAAGAUUCACACCGGUGAGAAACCGUUUUCCUGCCCGGAAUGUGGGAAAUGUUUUCGACUGAAGACGGACUUUGUUGUGCACCAGAGAAGUCACACGGGAGAGAAGCCAUUCCCUUGUCCGGACUGCGGGAAAUGUUUUGUCCGCAAAGCGAGUGUUCUCAUACACCAAAAAAUCCAUACAGGAGAAAAACAGUUCUCAUGUUCGGAAUGCGGAAAAUGUUUCCUCACUAAAGCAAGUCUCCUCUACCAUAAGAGAAUCCAUGCCGGUGAAAAACCCUAUUCCUGUCCCGAAUGUGAGAAAAGUUUUGUCAGCAAAGCCAAUCUCCUCAAACAUAAGAAAAUUCACACAGGCGAAAAGCCGUUUCCAUGUCCUGUGUGUAGGAAAUGUUUUACAGAGAAGAGUAGUCUAGUUUUACAUGAAAGAAGCCACACUGGGGAAAAGCCCUAUUCGUGCUCUGAGUGCAGAAAGAGUUUUGUGGGGAAGGCCCAUCUUCUCAAACACCAGAAGGUACACACCGGAGAAAAGCCAUUUUUGUGCACCGAGUGCGGGAAAUGUUUUGCGCAGAAGGCGAACCUCAUCAAACAUCAGAAGAUUCACACAGGAGAGAAGGAAUUUGCCUGCUCGGAAUGCGGGAAGACGUUUGGUAUAAAAUCCUAUUUGGUUUUGCAUCAGAGAAUUCACACAGGCGAGAAGCCAUUUUCCUGCCCUGUGUGCGGGAAAUGUUUUACCAUGAAAUCAACCUUAGUUUCACACCAGAGAAUGCACACAGGGGAGAAACCGUUUCCAUGUUCGGAGUGUGGGAAAUGUUUUAGGCGGAAGACGAACCUUACUGCUCACCAGCGACUUCACAUUGGAGAGAAACGGUACCAGUGUGCCCAGUGUGAUGAGUGCUUCAGGAAUAACUCAGAUUUGCAUGAACAUCAGAGGACCCAUACUUUGUACAGUGACACACUUGUUACACAUUGACCUCUUCUUCAGAAUGGAUGUCUCUGAAAUUUUGUCCACACGCUCCUGGUGAUAAAACCAGGAAUUCAGUAUUAAAUUCUCAAAUUAUCUCCAAGGGGGAAAUGUAUCAAAGCCCGGAGAGCUAUAAGGUGGAGACAGUAUAAGCUCCUGUCGUUUUCAAACACAGCCUGUAACGUGACAGACACUAGUCGGUUAGUACUUUAUCUCUCUCCAAGAUUUGAUACAUCUAACCACAAGUAUAGUGACAUCUAACCACAAGUAUAGUGACACCAAGAAUGUGUCAUUGGGAAAACAUGUCCGAUUCUCGUCUCUGUAAAUAAUACUUAUUUCAGCCUCCAUUAUGGUCUAAAUUGAUCAUGAGAGAGAGCCCGUAUUUAUUACAUGUCACCUUUUUUUGUUGUGGAAUAUUAUUUCUCUAUCGUCCUAGUGGAUGCUGGGGUUCCUGAAAGGAC